Psylliodes chrysocephalus is the source of this 849-nucleotide messenger RNA. NCBI's taxonomy places the organism in Eukaryota, Metazoa, Arthropoda, Insecta, Coleoptera, Chrysomelidae. The record is from the annotation of a GenBank genome assembly.
AUGGCUAACGGUGUUCAAGAAUAUUUGGAUUUUGUACUGCCUCUAGUCAAAGAUGCGGGAAAAGAACUAGUAAGUGCCAAAGAUUAUGAAGUUGAAUUUAAAGGAGAGGAUUUUGAUGUAGUUACAAUAUACGACAGAAAAAUUGAAGAUAUUUUAAUAAAGAAACUUAAAGAAAGAUGGCCUGAUCACAAAUUUAUAGGAGAAGAAGAGUCUUAUAUAAAUGGUGUGUCCGAAUUAACAAACAGUCCUACUUGGAUAAUCGAUCCUAUAGAUGGAACCGCAAAUUUUGUAAGAGGUUUGAAAGAUUCAUGUAUAUCUAUAGGUUUGGUGAUAAAUAAAGAACAAACGUUGGGUGUCGUUUAUAAUCCAUUUAUGAACGAAUUGUAUACCGCCAUUCAAGGACAAGGAGCUUUUCUAAAUGGAAAUCGAAUAGUCACCAACGGAGCAACAGAUAUCAAAAAAUCAGUUCUUAACUAUGAAAUCUCGCUAGCGGUCAGUUCCAAAUAUUACGAGUUGUAUAUGUACAGGUUAAAACAUUUACUUAAACAUAUAGGAGGGAUACGUUCUAUGGGAUCAGCAGUAAUGGGUCUGUGUUACGUUGCAUCAGGAAGAAUGGAAGCUUAUCAGUGCGAUGGUUUAUAUCCAUGGGAUGCAGCUGCUGGAGUUCUUAUCGUUAGAGAAGCAGGGGGCUAUGUCUGUGAUUCAAGAGGAGGCGAGUUCAAUUUGAUGGAUCCAAACUUUUUAGCGACAGCUACAAAGAACCUCUCUGAGAAAUUUAUGGAAAUAGAAAGGAAAGCUGAUGAAGAACGGGAAAAUAACCGAAUUAAAGAGAGAAAAUUUCAAAUUUAA